GCAUGAUAUAUAACAUCAGACAGGCUGAAAAUGUUUCACAGUCACGAAUACAUGAUGAUACUUUUGAAUGAAAAGCCUUCUGCUCUCAUUUAUAAUAUUGUGGUUAUGAGUUAAGGAAACAAGGAGGUCACAAUGACAGGUCAGAAUUAAUUAAACUGGAGGUGACAACAAGCUGAAAGACGAAGAGAAGUAAAAUGCUGACUUGAACAGCUUCAUAUCAGGAACAGAAAUACAGAAGCAGUCCACAGUUAAGACCAAGAAUCGUGGCGACUGCAGCGCUCACAGUAUUCUAACUUCUGUCUGUAAAACACAGUCUGAGGUGACCAUGGACAAAAACCUGCCUGAUGCUUCAGCCACAAAUAGGAAACUGGUUGUCUGGAGCCUCGGACUCCUGUGUAUCCUGCAAGCUGCUCUCAACAUUUCCCUGCGUCUUGCUCUCUACAGUUCUGAUGCACCAGAUUAUGAUGCUGUGAUCAGGAACCUGACAGAAGAGAGGGACCAGUUGAAGAGGAAGUUGAAUACAUCUGACAGUUCUGAUGCACCAGAUUGUGAUGCUGUGAUCAGGAACCUGACAGAAGAGAGGGACCAGUUGAAGAGGAAAUUGAAAACAUUUGAUCAUUACACCCAAGAAGGAUGGGUAUACUUCCGCUCUAGUUUCUACUUCAUCUCCUCUGACACGAAAUCCUGGGCAGACAGUAGAGACAACUGUCUGCAGAAAGUAGCCGACCUGGUGAUUAUCAACAGCAAAGAGGAAAAUGAGUUCAUAAGACAGUUCAGAAGGCUCUUCUGGAUCGGACUGACUGACAAAGAGAAAGAAGGGAUAUGGAAAUGGGUGGAUGGGACUUUGCUGAGCACAACAUCAAGCUUCUGGCACCGUGGGGAACCAAACUCUUAUUUUAGCACUGAUGAAGACUGUGGAGAGACAAAGUUCAACGAAGUCGAAGACAACUGGAAUGAUGAAAAAUGUCACUGGCAGAAGUUCUGGAUCUGUGAAAAGAUGGAGGCUUGAUAACGCUGCACCCACACGCACCACACUGGCAACUGCUGAGCUGCAGAGGAAGUGACUCAUUAAAAUGCAAAGACAUAAACAGCUAAGCUACAUUUUGACAUCUCCCCAUAGUAAGAGGCACUAAUAACAAAACUAAUGAUAUUUAGUUUGAUUCGUUCCUGGGUCCUGAUAUUUUAUUUGCUUCCUGUGUCAUUUGUUUUCAUACUGUAGCUUCUGUCAAUAUCAGAAUCACACUUUUUCUUAUGAAUAAAUGCUUUGUAAUCA
Platichthys flesus (European flounder) is the source of this 1273-nucleotide messenger RNA. RefSeq names its product CD209 antigen-like. The record is from RefSeq and is a predicted model, not a curated record. Bases 326 to 1009 code for a protein of 227 amino acids. The transcript has 7 exons. NCBI's taxonomy places the organism in Eukaryota, Metazoa, Chordata, Actinopteri, Pleuronectiformes, Pleuronectidae.